AGAGGACCGGCUUCCAACUGCGGCCCGUGGCGGGCCUGCUCUCUGCCCGUGACUUCCUGUCCAGCCUGGCCUUCAGGGUGUUCCAGUGUACCCAAUACAUCCGCCACGCCUCCUCGCCCAUGCACUCCCCAGAGCCGGACUGCUGUCACGAGCUUCUGGGGCACGUGCCCAUGCUGGCAGACAAGACUUUUGCCCAGUUCUCCCAGGACAUUGGCCUUGCUUCUUUGGGUGCCACAGAUGAGGAGAUUGAGAAGCUAGCCACGCUUUACUGGUUCACUGUGGAAUUUGGGCUCUGCAAACAGAAUGGAGUGGUCAAAGCCUAUGGAGCUGGCCUCCUGUCCUCCUAUGGGGAGCUCAUCCACUCUCUGUCCGAGGAGCCUGAGGUCCGCGAGUUUGACCCCGAUGCUGCCGCCGUGCAGCCCUACCAGGACCAGACCUACCAGUCAGUCUACUUUGUGUCUGAGAGCUUCAGUGAUGCCAAAGACAAGCUCAGGAGCUACGCGACUCGAAUCCGCCGUCCCUUCUCGGUGAAGUUUGAUCCCUACACGCUGGGCAUCGAGGUCCUGGACAGCCCCCAGAAGAUCCGGCGCUCGCUGGAAGGGGUCCAGGACGAGCUCCACUUGUUGGCUCAUGCCCUCAAUGCCAUGAGCUAGUGCCCAGGCCCCUCGGCCCAGCCCCUCCUGCCCCCUCAGCUCCUCGCCCCCCGGCCCUCUGUCUCCCCUCCCCAAGCUAGCCCAUCUCCCCAGCCCCCACCUUGAAGUUACCCGUGGAUCCCUGGGGCCGGCAUCGGGAGUCAGGGCUGGGGCAGGCGCAGGGAGCGUUCUGCCAUUCUGUGCCAUCUCAGAGCUCAGCCCCAGA
Molecule: messenger RNA, 858 nt
Organism: Gracilinanus agilis (Agile Gracile Mouse Opossum)
Lineage: Eukaryota; Metazoa; Chordata; Mammalia; Didelphimorphia; Didelphidae
Product: tyrosine 3-monooxygenase
Exons: 6
Biological process (GO): dopamine biosynthetic process from tyrosine; heart development; response to ethanol
Cellular component (GO): perikaryon; cytoplasm; axon
Molecular function (GO): tyrosine 3-monooxygenase activity; iron ion binding
Source: RefSeq, a predicted model, not a curated record